Molecule: messenger RNA, 567 nt
Organism: Oncorhynchus keta (chum salmon)
Lineage: Eukaryota; Metazoa; Chordata; Actinopteri; Salmoniformes; Salmonidae
Exons: 1
Source: RefSeq, a predicted model, not a curated record
AGUAGCAGUAGUAGUAACAGUAGUAGCAGUAGUAGUAGCAGUAGUGCCAGCAGUAGUAGCAGUAGUAGUAACAGUAGUAGUAGUAGUACCAUCAGUAUCAGUUGUAGAAGCAGUAGCAAUAGUAGUAGCAGUAGUAGUAGUAACAGUAGUAGUAGUAGUAGUAGAAGCAGUAGCAGUAGCAGUAGCAGUAGUAGUAGUAGCAGUAGCAGUAGUGCCAGCAGUAGUAGCAGUAGUAGUAACAGUAGUAGUAGUGGCAGUAGUAACAGUAGUAGUAGUAGUAGUAGUAGCAGUAGCAGUAGUAGUAACAGUAGUAGUAGUAGCAGUAGUAACAGGAGUAGCAGUAGCAGUAACAGUAGUAGCAGCAGUAGUAGCAGUAGCAGUAGCAGUAACAGUAGUAGUACCAGCAGUAGUAGCAGUAGUAACAGGAGUAGCAGUAGCAGUAACAGUAGUAGCAGCAGUAGUAGCAGUAGCAGUAGCAGUAACAGCAGUAGUAGUGCCAGCAGUAGCAGCAGUAGCAGUAACAGUAGUAGUAGUAGUAGCAGUAGUAGCAGUAGCAGUAACAGUAGU